This is a messenger RNA of Linum trigynum, 3386 nucleotides long. Lineage: Eukaryota; Viridiplantae; Streptophyta; Magnoliopsida; Malpighiales; Linaceae. The record is from the annotation of a GenBank genome assembly.
CCAGAAACAAUGUUGUUUCACAAGGUAACAGGUACUUGAUUUUGGUUCAUAAGGCCGAUUUUUGAUUUGUUGCAUCAUUAAUGUCUCUUUCCUGCUAAAAUUCACUAUUUUUAUCACGUGUUUCCCAAAAAAACUUUACAACAAUAAGUUAUACACCCCAUUAUAUUAUCAAAUUUCAUACCUCACCUUCCUCUAGGGAUGACAACAAAACCCGAACCCACGGGUACCCACCCGACCCAACCCGGUCAACGCGGGUAAAAUCCGUGUUGACGGGUUUUGGGCCGGGUUUGGGUUUAAACCCGUUCAAUAUUCAUCGGGUUGGGUUUGGGUUUAGGUAAACCCGACCCAUGGGUACCCGCCCACACCCAUAUAAUUAAUUUUCUCGAUAUAUUUAAUAUUCUAAACAACUUAUCUUAUUUAUUUUUGUGGAGACAUGUCUAAUUUUUUCUUUCUAAUUGUGUAGAAUGAAGUUGAUGUUAUCGAGUGGAGAGUGAAGAAACUUAAUUGAAAGGAAGAAGCUUUCAAUUAAUCAUGUUAUUUAUGGAUAAUUUGUUAUUUGCUUGAAUUUUCUAGAAUGGUAUUUUAUAUAUGGAUAAUUUGUAUUGAGAGAUUGAUAUUUGACUUUAAUUUUGAUAGGAACUUGUUAUUGUAAAUUUUUUAAGACAAAAACCUGUGGGUACCCAUGAACCCGCGGAUACCCAGGGGGUUGAGUUGGGUUUGAGUUUUUCAAACCCAGUGAAUUUUACCCCGAAUUUUUUUCACGGAUAAACCCAUGAAUUUGGAUUUGAAUUUGGCAAAACCCGACCCAACCCGACCCAUUGCCAUCCUACCUUCCUCCGGCCAACUGGCCGGGGCCCACACUAGUAUAUUAUAAUAUAACAAAGGAUCACAACUAAUCAAUUCAUCAUCAUACUCCAUACUUCAAUUUUGAACACCAACCCUCAACCACAAAUUGUGAACCCUAACCCUAAAUACUUAAUCCUAAAUUCUUCAAAUCAAACUAAAUCUUCAAUGACUUUUGUACAAAUUUAUGUGUUUUCUUGUUCAUCGUACCACAAGAAUACUAGAAAAUAAAAUAAAAUAAAUAAACCCAACUCUUAGAUCUGGGGCCACUUUAAGUGAAGGUCUAGAUUUUGUUAUGCAAGUUAUACACCAUCAGGUAGGGAUGGCAAUGGGGCGGGUUUGCUUAAACCAUCCCCAUACCCAUCUUCAAAUACCCAAACCCAUACCCGCCCCAUACCCAUGCGGGGGAAUGUUUUGCAAACCCAUCCCCAUACCCGUGGGUUUCGGGUACCCAUGGGUAAUACCCAUACCCGUACAUCCAACAUUAUUAUACCUAAAACUUACAAGAAAAGUUCUAAUUAUAAUUCUAAACGAACAUAUUAUAUCAUGAAGUCAAUAAAACACGGUCAUUUUUUUAAUAUGGUUCAAAGAUUAUGAUCCUAAAAUACCCAUUAAUACAUAAUAUAGAGUAUAAUAUUUUUCAAAUUAUUAUGUUCCAAAUCUGAUACAUCUAUUAAAUAAUAAUUAACUAACAUAAUCUUGUUGACAAGGGGGAAAGUGAAAGAGUGAAAUGAGAAUUGAGAGAAAUGAAUUAGAUUUUGAUUAAGGUGGUCAAUCAAUUGCAUUUCUACUAUUUAUUUUCUCAAGUUAUCCUCAUCAUCAUUGAUAGAUUAUAAUUUGAUGCACAUAUUUUUUUAUAUAUGAAGAAAUUAUCUUGGUGGGGCGGGUAUGGGGAUGGGUAUGGGGCGGGGGAGGCUAAAACCAUACCCGCCCCAUACCCAUCAAGCUUUUUGCGGGUUUUACCCAUACCCGCCCCAUACCCGGUCAAAGCGGGGAUUCCCCGUGUUGACUGGGUCGGGGGCGGUCGGAUACCCACGGCCAUGGAUUUGAUUGUCAUCCCUACCAUCAGGUUACUGAUCACUAUAUCCUGAACAUUAUCUCUGUACAUUUUCCCGCACACUUUAAAUAAAGGAGCUAGAUCUUAUUAUGCAAGUUAUACACCAUAAGUUUACGGAUCACUGUAUCCUCAACCCUGUGUGUUGUACAUUUUUCCCGCACACUUAAUCCAAUCACCUAUCAAAUGGCUAACCUUAAAACUUUCAUAAAUAGAUAGAAGCAAAGCAAAUCGAAACACAUAAAAUAAUUAAUAAUUUAAUUUUUAAAGAUCCACUAAUAUAGGCGAUAUUCCUAGUGUUAAGUGAAAUAUGCCAAUAUAUACCACUUAGCUAAAUUAAUUAGAUAUGAUCAAAAAUAUCAACGGGCGCUUGGAUAGAUCCAAUUUGAGCGACGUUCAAUUCUGUUCAAGUGAUAGAAUAGUUUGGUAAGGCGUCAUGACUCAUGACAACGUCAAGGUACUCUUGGAAUGCGGUAUGCGGAUCCUAUGAGGCUAUGACUAAGUGUCUACUUAAUUAUUUGACUAAGCCCCUUCUAAUUUAGAUACAUCAAUUUGACUGUUAAAAAAUGAAAAGGACUUUCUAAUUAGUGAUAGGGGUUAUUUUGGUAUUAUGAAAAAUUAUGAACUAUACAAACCGAACCUACAAACCAUACAAACAAUAAAAACUAGAAGGACAAACCAUAUAAACCAGAUUUUCCAACAAUACAAAUUAGACCGACGAACAAUACAAACCAUACAAAAUGGAAGAACAAUCAGGUUGACUUUGGAGACUCUGUCCCUAUAUAGAGGAGAUCCAUCCCAAAGUGAACCAGUUUUUUUUAGACAUACAAAUUUGGUGGACAAAAAUGAUAAACUAGAUCGAAAAACAAUACAAAAUGGAAAAACAACCACGUUGACUUUGAAGGCUCCGUCCCUAUAUAGAGGAGUUUCAUUCCAAAGGCAACCAAUUUAUUUUAGACAUACAAAUAUUACAAACAUGAUGGACAAAAAUGAUAAACUAGGCCGACAAACUAUACAAAUUACAUUUACAAACCAUAUAAAAUAGGAAAUAAACCGGUUGACUUUGGAGGCUCAGACUCUAUAUAGAGGAUUUUCGUACAAAAAUCAACGGGACUGUUUUUUAGUCAUAUAAACUUCACAAACAUUAUAGAGUAUCAUAAAUAAAUUAGGAUUAUGAUAGGGUGAUAACAACUCAUUUGUUAGCAUGAUGCUAACACUAACUCAAUGCAAUAUAAUUUAUUUUUUUGCUGAUUUUUAUGUUUAAGAGGGUGACCAUAUUUAAUGUCGAGUUUUAAAGGGAGACAUGCUUGUCAUUAUUGAAAGUUAUCGGGGAACACAUGUAGACCACAAGUAUCAUAAAGCAUAAUAGAAACUCAAAUAGAAAAAUACGACAAACCAAACUACAUAGUAUACUAGAAAGCUCAUAAUGUAGUUCAGAAGCUCACUACAUCACAAAACUCAUAAAAUAGAAUAGAACCUUGUAAAACUU